This is a messenger RNA of Scomber scombrus (Atlantic mackerel), 1380 nucleotides long. RefSeq names its product PDZ binding kinase (gene pbk). Lineage: Eukaryota; Metazoa; Chordata; Actinopteri; Scombriformes; Scombridae. The transcript is spliced from 7 exons. Bases 27 to 1037 code for a protein of 336 amino acids. Gene Ontology annotation, molecular function: ATP binding; protein serine/threonine kinase activity. Gene Ontology annotation, biological process: protein phosphorylation. The record is from RefSeq and is a predicted model, not a curated record.
UUGUUGUCAGUGAAAGAAAACUCAGAAUGGAGGCUCCUGCCGUAUACAAGACCCCUAAAAACGUCCGAGUGAGGAGCCUUGUGAGCAGCGGAGGCACCCCGAUCACCAUCCCAGCUUCACCCUUCAUGAAGAAGCUGGGCUGUGGGACUGGAGUGAAUGUUUACCUUAUGGACAGAGUGGGAAAGCUGAAUGCAUCACCAUGGGCUGUCAAGAAGAUCAACACUAAAUGUGCAACCAAGCAGGUGGCAGUUUACCAGAAGCGGCUCAAUGAAGAGGCGAAGGUCCUGAAGGGAAUCAAUCAUCCAAACAUUGUUGGGUUCCGUGCCUUCACCACGGCCAAAGAUGGCUCCAAGUGUCUGGCCAUGGAGUACGGAGGAGAGCAGUCCCUCAACGACCUGAUUGAGAAGAGGAAAGAAGACGGCCUCGGAGCUUUUCCUGCCGCCAACAUCCAAAAAGUGGCGCUGCACGUUGCUCGCGGCCUGCAGUAUCUUCACAAUGAGAAGAAGCUGCUGCACGGCGACAUGAAGUCAUGUAACGUGGUGAUUAAAGGAGACUUUGAGACGGUCAAGAUCUGCGAUGUGGGUGUGUCUCUGCAGCUGGAUGAGAAUAUGAGAGUGUCCGACCCCGAGGCAGAGUACAUCGGAACCGAGCCGUGGAAGCCGAAGGAGGCUCUGGAAGAGGAAGAAGGAGAGAUCACAGACAAGGCUGACAUCUUUGCCUUUGGCCUGACUCUGUGGGAGAUGAUGACUUUGGCCAUGCCUCAUCUGGAGAUGCUGGAGCACGAUGAGGAGGAGGAAGAAGGUGAGGACUCGAUGGAGGAGAGCUUUGAUGAGGAAGCGUACUACGAGAAGCUGGGCACCAGGCCCGCCCUGGACGCUGAGGCUCUGGGCGGCUCCUACCAGAGGAUGGUAGAGCUCUUCUAUCUCUGCACUGAGGAAGACCCCGAGAAGAGACCCUCAGCCUCCCAGAUCCUCCAGGCUUUAGAGAGCAACGCCCAGCUGGAGAAAAUGCCCAGUGAGGUGAUUGUUAUCGACUGAUUCACACAACUAAUUCAUCAUUUUGAUCUCAGAUCUGAGGGUAAUGAAGUGUGUUUUUGUACUUAUGCACUUAGGCAGAAACAAAUGAAUAUUAAGAGGAAUCAGUCUCAACAAUCACUGGUGAAACUUGACUUUCAAGCUAACUGUAAACUAUACUGUAUAUCUUUACCUGUUUACACAUUCAACAGCACAUCACUGUCAUUUAUAUGUAUGUAGUCUGUAUUCUUCUUUUUCCGCUGUCCUUACCAGUUAUGUCUGUAUGUGUCUGUAUUUCUGCAUUUCUGUAAACUUUUAUACUUGUCUAUCACUCUUGUGAUCUCUUCAUUACACUAAAAACACAGGU